AUGGAGGAUGGAUCUUCAAAGAAGCCUUAUGGUGUAGUGGAAGACGUUAUGGUUUGUGUGGGCAAACUAAAAUUAUUGUUGGACUUUGUGGUGAUGGAGAUGGAGGAGAAUUUGACUCCAAUUAUUCUUAGAAGACCGUUUAUGAAAACGGCCAAGGUCAUCAUCAAUCUAGAUGAAGGGAUGACAGUGCUUCAAGACCAAGAAGAAAGGGUGGUCUUUAAUGUCUUCAAAGAGGAGCAGCAGAUGCAAAAGGAAGAGGCUAGUCGUAAAGCUACAUGUCAAGAUGUACCCAUGACUAGCUUUAAAGCUGCAAAGCCGGGCUUCAAAGGUUGUGAGAGAAUAGAGAAAGAGAGACAAUUUGGGCAUUUUAAAGAUAUCUUCAAUCAAUUGGAGGUUGAUCUACUUUUGAAUGAAGCAUUGCAACAAAUUCCAGCUUUUGUCAAGCAUAUGAAGCCAGUCUCCACAAAGAAAAGAUUUUUAGAUGAGGAGAUUGAUGAGUGCAAAGCAAUUAAGAAGAAGCCACUUCCUCCAAAAGUGAAAGAUCCAGGAAGUUUUACCAUUCCUUGCAUCAUAGGGAAGGAGAAGACAAGGAAAGCCCUACUUGAUUUAGGGUCAAGUGUUAAUUUGAUGCCUUUAUCUCUAUUUGAGUGA
Vigna umbellata (rice bean) is the source of this 651-nucleotide messenger RNA. Lineage: Eukaryota; Viridiplantae; Streptophyta; Magnoliopsida; Fabales; Fabaceae. The record is from RefSeq and is a predicted model, not a curated record.